Centropristis striata (black sea bass) is the source of this 1844-nucleotide messenger RNA. It is a transcript of the gene scn3b, whose product is annotated as sodium channel, voltage-gated, type III, beta. Lineage: Eukaryota; Metazoa; Chordata; Actinopteri; Perciformes; Serranidae. Gene Ontology annotation, cellular component: voltage-gated sodium channel complex. The transcript has 6 exons. Gene Ontology annotation, biological process: ventricular cardiac muscle cell action potential; regulation of heart rate by cardiac conduction; sodium ion transport. The record is from RefSeq and is a predicted model, not a curated record. Bases 655 to 1323 code for a protein of 222 amino acids. Gene Ontology annotation, molecular function: sodium channel regulator activity.
CAAAGGCAGCGAGCCGCCGCUGGGAAAUGUCAUCAGUCAACCUUAAUGGAGGAAUUAGACUUCAGACAAUCAAUGGUGUUAUUCUUUAAGGGGUGAAAUAACAGUUCGCGUUGCUUUUGUUGCUUUUGGUGUGAACAAGACUCCAGAUCUCGCAGCAGUAAGUGACAAGAAUCGGCUUUUGAGAAUCCACAGGUCUCCUUUUCUUUUUUUCUUCUUCUGUGUUCCUGGUGGAUCUGGACUGAAUGACGGCAGCAGAAGGACUGUUGCGUCGCUCUGACAUCGUGGACUUGUUUAUUGCACGGAGUGGAGUGAAUAAUGAAGUUAGCGCUUUCUAGAUAGAUGACAAAUGGCGAGUCAGGCGCUGUUUGGAAGACUCAUAUUCAAAUGAGCACGUAGAGAUUUCGCAGCCUCCUUUCUGCAACUCUUUUAUGCCCUUUUGUCGUCUGAAAUCCUGCCUUUCUGCGGAGUUUGGUUUGGAUUUGGAGUCGUGAAGGGGAAGUUACGUGCGCGCUGCCGAGGAGAGGCGCUGUCCCUGGUCCUGAAGUCCUGAAGUCCUCUCAACAACUCUUGUGAUCUUACUUGUGGCCUGUGUGUGAAGACAACUUCACAGUUAGAGGGGACACUGUCCAUCAGCAGCUCCACAAAGAGCUUAAUAUGGUAACUCAAACCAGAGUUCAUCUGCAAACUUUGGUACUUUUGAUUUUUGUUGUCCACCGGAGCCAGCCAGUAUGUGUCGAUGUCCCGUCGGACACUGACGCAGUGGUGGGGAGAUCCAUGAAGUUGACCUGCAUCUCCUGUAUGAAGAGGGAUGAGAUCAAAGCAAAGACAACAGUGGAUUGGUACUACAUGCCAGUAGAAGAAGAAGAAAACACUCCACCUGAAAAAACUCAAAUAUACCAGUAUAAAAUUGACACGCAUUAUGAUUUCGACGGGCCUUUUAAGGGCCGUCUGGCCUGGAAUGGGAGCCAGGACUUGCAGGAUGUGUCCAUUCGAAUCAUCAAUGUCACCUUAAAUGACACUGGCGUCUAUGAGUGCCAUGUUUUUCGCGAGUUUGAGUUCGACUUCUUCAAUCCCUCUGUGUCUGUCGAAAAGGAGAUCAGGUUGAAGGUGAAAGAGAAAGCCACUGGAGACGCCACAGCGAUCUACUCUGAGAUCAUGAUGUAUGUGCUACUGGUUUUCUUGACCUUCUGGCUGCUGGUGGAGAUGGUCUACUGCUACAGGAAGAUCUCCAAGUCUGAUGAGCAGACACAGGACCCAGCGACAAACUACCUAGCCAUUCCCUCUGAGCAGAAAGACCACCCAGCCGCACCGGUUACCGAAUAAACAUGGUUGUCAGUGACACGGUAUUAACAAAUCACUAUUGGACUUCAGUAUCAUGUGACAGAAACAGAUACAGAGUCCACAACCUCAUCUGUGCCACUAUGAAGGUAUCAUUACUCGCAGACAGCCAUGGGAAUCCUGCCAACCGACCUCCCCUGUGUAUCGACUGCAUUAUGUGAAGAACCAGUCAAAAAUGUCAAAGUGUUCAUUUUUUCUCCUCCCUUUCCUGCUUUUUUUAAAGAAAUAAUGCUGUGCCAGGCAUCUGAAAUGAAGGGCUUUUAUUAAAUACAGCAGGUCAAAGAUUAAAAAUGUCACUAUCCUGCACUUAUUUAUCAGAUAAAUACCAGCCAUGCUUCAUUUCGACAUGCCGGUGCGUAGAGUUACUGAACAUUUUCUUAGUAGUUAGUGGUGCCUCUGUGAUUUAUAACCUAUAAACAGGAAACGAUCCAAUGAAAAAAACUGUGCUGUCAAGACUGUCAUAUACACCCUAUACACUGACUCUGUAGUACUUAUUCAGUUCAUUC